CGUUCCAUCAUCAUCAUUGACAUAUGUCAUCGUAAAAGUGUAAACAACAACAAAGCACUACGCAGCAGUGGAAAAUAUUCGACGCAAAUUGCUUUUAACUCUGUAAUUUAACAAAAAAUCAGCAUGAUUUCCAUUGUAUAUGGUGGUGAGGUGUUGGAAAUGGCGGCUGGUAGUGAAAUCUCGGCCAACAUUCCUCUCGCAAUCGAGCGCUGGACGGGUCUCCAGCCGUCCGAAUAUUAUUGCACACAGAAUGGACGACGCAUCGUGCCGCUCGACUGUGACGCUGUCCGUCCGGAUGUGCCCGUUCGCAUCCAGGACCGGUUGGUGGGCGGUAAGGGUGGAUUCGGAUCGAUGCUGCGAGCCAUCGGUGCACAGAUUGAGAAGACUACCAACCGGGAAGCGUGCCGAGACCUGAGCGGCCGUCGGCUGCGCGACAUCAACGAGGAGAAACGCCUGAAAGCGUAUCUGGAAAAGCAGCAGGAAGCGGACGAUGGGAAAGACCGGAUUAAGGCGGAGCGCAAGAUAUCGAAGCUGCUGUCCAAGCCGAAGCACGAGUUUUCCGACAGCGAGUACGAGCAGGCACGCAGCGAACUGAUUGUGGCGGCCGAUGAAGCGAUCCAGGAGGGUAUGAGCAAAGCGAUGGCGCUCGAGAUGGGACAUGGCACUGAACCGGAACCGAUCCUUUCCACGACGGUGGAAGCUACAGACAGUAAAAAUUCAACAAGCGCACAGCCCGCAACCUCCCGGAAGCGGAAACAACCCGAUGCGAAGAGUAGUGCGGUACAGAAGAAGAAGAGUGCAGCAAAUUCGUUGUGGCUGAGUCCGGAUGACCUAAGCUCUUCCAGCGAUACGGACGAUGACGAAUGUAUAGGGGAGGUAUCUGCCGGGACCCAAAUCGCAUCAUAAAGCAUUUUUGACCACAACUUUUCUAGACCCCUUUUCUGAAGGAGGACGCAUCGUGAGUAAGCGGUGAAUGAUAAUGGCUAACUAGAUGUAAAGUGAUGGCAAAAAUAAAGUAUUUGGCACUGUGGGAAGAAAGCAGGAGAAUGGAUGGAUAUCCUUGGGCGCAGAAAAAAAAAACA
Messenger RNA from Anopheles stephensi (Asian malaria mosquito), 1082 nucleotides. Its product is annotated as replication stress response regulator SDE2. Lineage: Eukaryota; Metazoa; Arthropoda; Insecta; Diptera; Culicidae. Gene Ontology annotation, cellular component: nucleus. The transcript has a single exon. The record is from RefSeq and is a predicted model, not a curated record. The coding region runs from base 124 to 906 and encodes 260 amino acids.